UUGAAAUCAAUAAACUGCAGCAGCGAAUCUCAAGUAGGAAGAGAGGAGAAGCACCAAGAAAAGCGACUUCACAAAGGAAGAAGUCUGCCGCGUAUUUUAUGUAAAGACUGAAAAGCGGUAAGAAGAACGAAAAUAGACAGUCGAGGAAUUCAUGUGAUGUGAAGUAAAACAAUCAGGAGUGCUGCUGCUCACAAGAUUGCGGCAUGUGAUAUCGAUUAGAGAAACGACCACAGCCCUGCUUCAGGCCAACAUGGACUGCUAGAGAACCAGCGUUGAAUUUAGUGGUUGUUGCCUCUCUCCAAAAGAAGGACCAAACAUGGUGCACGUCUACAACUGCCAUCCUUUCUCCUCUCAGCAGAUUGUACAGGUGGAGAGGGAACCUGGACUGACUUGCUGUGGAGGUGGAGCUCUGUUUGUUGUGGCAACUGGAGGAUGCAAGGUGGAGGCGUACAAUCUGGAGGUGGAGGGCUGCCCCUUCAUCUGCCGCUUUUCCACCAUGGGCACCGUGAGGAGCAUCCAGUAUAGCAAGAUAGGAGACUACCUGGUGACUAUUGAGGAAAAGAACAACGCCACCUACCUGAGAGCCUACACCAACUGGCGCUACCAGGCAGAGGAGAAGGCCCGUGUCGGGGUUCGUUUGUUGGGCCACUUGCUGGGCGGAGCAUCUGCGUGGGGUGGAGUGCAGAUGGAGAUCAUUGAAAUCCCUCUGUCAGAGCGUCCCAUUGCUGUGGCUUGCUGCCCAGUAACAGGAGACCUUCUGGUUGGCUGUGAGAACACUCUGGUUCUCUUUACGUUGAAGACACAGAACCGGCUCAACCUGGAGAAUCAGAUCCUCCAGAGCAUCAGGCCGAGCACUCAACAGAACUGCAGUCAGAGUCAAGGUCGGUCUUCAGGUUCAAACCAGAAUCUUUCCAUCCUGGAUUUUGAACGCUCUGUGAUCCUGUACCUUUCAAAAAUCACACCUAAGCAGGUGGCGCUGUGUGACAGCUAUGUGGCUGUGCAAGCAGAGCUGGAAGUCUUGGUACUAAAACUGGAUGUGACCUCUGAAUCCCAAACUCUGGAAGACCCAGUAGACACAAAAAAAACUGCAGAUUAUCUGGAAGACCAGGGUGACUUUCUGCUUGUUCCAAGACACCAGGAGUUACUCGGUGAUCGAGCCAAAGAUGGCGGCAUCCCUGUCAGCAUUGAAAAUACCGGGCUGGAAGACGGAGGACGAUACGAGCUGUCCUACGUCCUUUUCAGGCGCUUUUCUCCAGAGUUCUUCCAAGGAUGCAGCGUGGAUGAAACGCAGCUUCACUCCCUGCAGCUCUACCCGCUGUUCAUCAGUAACCAGUCAUUGUCUCUGGAUGAACCAGCAUGUGUGUUCUGCUUCUUCUCCCUCCCCACCACAGGCUACCUGUACAGUCUGAAGGGUGGAGUUGAGCUUCUCUCAGCAUAUCAGUAUCCAGAGAAGGUCCUGGAGGCGGUGCUAACAGACCACCUGCUGCACGUCAUAACAAAGAGUGCAUUACAGUGUUUCACAGUACGGUGUGCAGCUCUAGCAGCCAGGAUUGAGGACCCCUACAUCGAUACGACCAUGAAGGCCUGUCCACCCUGCAGCCUGGAGGUCUGCGCACUCAGGAUGCAGUUAUUCAUCGGCCUGCGGUCAGUGUGUGUGUAUGGGCGCCAUGUUGUCCUGCUCUCCACCGCCGACGCAGAGGCGCCAGAAGAGACCGAACGCAACACACAGCGCAGGGGCCUCGAGUUGAAAGAACACAGCGUGCUGGCUGGUAUUUUCCAGGCAGUGGGAAUCGAUCCCGCAACCACGCCAGCUCUGGAGAGCCUUCUCUCACGCCCCCUACUGAGCAGGAGGUGGACAAUGUCUUCUCCCAAAGAACCCAGUUCAGCAGGACAUGGGUGGAAUCUCUAUGUUGUGGACACCGUCUCUCCCUUUACUCUCUACCAGGAGAUGGUUGAAUACAGUCAGCGCUACGCAGAGACCAACCCACAGGCCCAAAGUCUGCGGCACCUCCUCAGCGAAGCUCACCUUCUCCUCCGUGCUGCUUUACUCCAUGCAUCAGACCAGCAGCACAAUCCCGCAGAAUCUCUGCAGACAGGCCCAGGCGGACCAGCAGAUAAAACAACAGAGCGACAAGUGCUGGAGGAGGCGCUCAGGAAGAACUGUGCCCAGCUGGGAGACAGUUUCAGCAGGGGCAGUCAGAGGGACUGCCACCUCGCUCUGCCAUAUUACAGGAUGUCUGGUCUGUCACUCACAGAGGUCAUGUCCAGGAAUCGGCCAUUUCCGGGCAGCUCUUCCUCCUAUGGCCCUGGUUUCCUUUUUUUCCUGAAACAUUACUUGUUAGAAGAGACAGAACAGAGCCUCAGCCAGGAAGCAGCCGAUGAGGUCAUUGAUAUUUUCAGCCAAUCGGAGCAUUUAAUGCUCGUAAGCGUGUGUGCCAGCCCCUGCAUGAUAAACGUCAGUCCUGCUCGGACGCUGCAAAUUUUACAAAAUCUGGAGGACUCAGUGGGUAUUUCGGUUUCACUGACAAUCACCAUGGCUGCCAUGAUGCUGCAUUUGGGGGAUCUUCAGCAGUACACACAGCUGAUGGAGAGACAUGCUGAGAUGCUGCUGGUGUACGGGUUUAUCGAGGAGCCGAGGCUGCUCAUGUUUGCUGGAUGCGCAGACCAGCGUGGACAUGUUUAUCCCACAGCUUUAACUCGCCAGAUGGCAAACUCUCAACCUGGACUGCUGGUAGCUGCCAUGGUGGCUCUACAUGAGAACAGCAAGGUUAAGCUGGAAGAGGCCGAUCACAUAUUCAAGGAGCUGAACUGCGAGAACAGCCUACAGGUGGAUUUCUGGGAGGCGACCCUCAUGGCGUCGUCAAACGACGCCGUCAUCCAGGAGCUUCUGUUCCGGUUGGCUUCUGUCUACAUCGACCGUCUAACAAAUACAAAAUCAGAAACACACACAGCUCCAAAACGCAAGUCACUGAAGAGCGUCGAUGAUCUGAUCAGCUCGUGCUCUCAUUACGGUGCUCUGUACCCGUGGCUUAUUCUUCUAAGUCCAACACACACAACGAGUUCCCAACACCUGGAGGCGCUGCACAAACUGCAGUCUCUGCUGUGUGGUCCAUCCCUGUCUGUGGGUUCUGUCGUGCCUCUGUUGGAGCGACUGUCAGAUGAAACCUUAUGGGGCUUCAGCCUGCACCUCCUCUGCGCUACCAGGAAGGGGCAGUACGACAACAGCAUUGAGAAGUUGCUGGACAGAUGUCCCCAAGCGAUCAUAGCCUACGCCAAUCACCAGCUACAAGACAAAAACAUGUCGCUGUGGUGGCAGAAGUUGCUCCCAGAGCUUUGCAAUCGCACAAGAGCUUCCUCAGACAACAGCAUCCUGCUGGCUGCCCUCAAAGAGACGCUGGUUGUGGUUGCCAUGGAGAUGAGCCCUGCAGAAUUCCUCGAGCUCAUCCCUGAUGAUGGCACAGCGUCGUAUUUCUUGCCUCACCUGUUGACAUGCAGCCAGAGGCAACUGCUCGCCUGAAAAACACACUGACACACUCAGUCACACUCACACAAAUUUAUGAAAGCAGAGAAAGCUUUUUUUGGAAGGACCUUCAGACUUUGUUGUUGGCCAGCCACUGUGGAUGAUUCAACCUGCAAUAUUUUCAAAUAUUUGAGUGGCAUAAAACAAUCAUGUAUCAUAGAUAUUACGCAAUUAAACUAAACACUUUAUAGUGUCGGUGGCUAUGGUGGACAUAUCUUCUGGUUAUCUACUGAUUGAACAAAUACAGGAACAUGUGAUGAUGUACUGCUCACUGGGAAGUGAGAUUAAUGGAUUAGGUUUAGAUUCCCAGCAGAAUGUUAUCUGCAAACCUGUUGAGCAGUAUGUUAGUAAUGCCACUGAACAAACCCAUGCAGUUGUGUUACUCUACCUAAGCUUUAUGUCUCAGGUUGCCACUGGAAUAUACUGGUAUUCCUGAGUGGUUGCCAAGUCUGGUUUUUUUUUUUUUUUUAUGCAGCUGGAAUUUCAUCUGAAGAAGCAGAUUAGAAAACUGUUUAUUGGUAUUUAUCAGAGAAUAUGCAAUCAAUGUGACUUCUACAUCUCCUUCAUUAUGGGACAGCUCUAAUAUGUAACCAGCAAAGAAAUGAACAGAAAGCAUGCUGAGUGGUGAAAUAUGUCUAAUCACUCAUGAAUUUACAAGAUUAACAGUUUUCUGCAGAACCUCACCUGUGCUGCUUUUUAGCCUAAUUUCUUACAUUGUAUUCACGUUUCUCUAUGACGGCUAGGUUGAUAACCAUAGAUAUGAUCCUAUUAUCUUUAAAUGGGUCUUUAGAUUUUACUGGAGCAGAAAAUGCAAAUAAAGUCUGUUUAACUUGCUUCAUAGUACACCCUUUAGGGCAUGCAGAGCUCUUAGGAAUUACCCCACCCCACCCCCUCAUAGCCUGUAUGUCUUUUUCUUUUGUACAUAGAUCUGUAGAUAUGUAGGUACUGUCUUGCUUUUCCAUUCAUAAUGUACUCACUCAUCAUUUUAUUAGGCAUAGCUUGCUAAUACUGGGUUGGACCCACUCUUCCCUUCAGCUGUGUGAGGAAAACCCCAGUUUAAUAGCAGUUUUUGAAAUUUUCAGACCAGUAUUUCUGGCAUCUUGCCACAUUAAAAGUCCUUUAAAUCACCUUGCUUCCCCAUUCUGAUACUCAGUUUGAACUUGAGCAGGUCAUCUUGACCGUGUCUACAUGCAUUGAUACAUAUAGACAUUAGUUGUGCAGGUGUACCUAACAAAGUGACCGGUGAGCGAUGUGUUUAUGUAACAUUUUAAAAUAUUUAUUUCUGCUGUGAGAGCUGCAGAGAAACAUUUAAUGCUUUUAUUUAAAAUAAUAUUUUUUUAAUGUAUAGAUUUACAGUUAGACUACUGAGUAAGCUUUGAGCAUGUCAACAAAUACCAGUCUUUUCUUCUGGCUUUGUCUACUGUUACAGCUCAGUUAAAUCUUGGUAUCCUUUUAACAUGAGCUGUUGUGCAUGGAGACUGUAAAUGUGUCACACAAGGCUCAAGUGUCAGAUAUCUCAGUAUUUAUAUAAAGAUAGUGUAUUCAGGCUGCCAUCAGCCAGUUUGCCAUUGCAGCGAUUUAAUGCUUAAAACUUCAUCCUUCUUUUCACUUAUAUUUUUAAAAAUGACUAAAAUAUGUUGAAAUAUUUUAUUGUGUAAGUCAAUAGCUGUUGACGGAGUGGAUGGCAGUGGUGGUAGAAAGAAAACUGGGGGAAGGGUUCCUUAACACACACAGAGCAGUAGUUAAGAUGUUUGUUUUCUCAGAGAAUUUUUGUUUUGUUUUGUCUCAAGUGCAUGAAUUCAAUCUUCCUCAUCCAGAUCCUUUUUUUUUUUAAAUUAAAAUGAUGUAUGUUUUGGUUUGGCAUGCAGUAAGCAAUACUGCAGGAAGGAAUAAGACUUCAGUAGCAUGGGUCACAUGCUUAGCCAGUUGUGGAGGCAUCCAUUUUUAGUGGACCUAACUGCAAUAAUCCUGGGGCAUUAUUGCACAUAGUCGGACUAUGUUAGGCUACACUGCUGUCUUCUGUGUUGUGUAACUUUUGUUAAAUGUGAAAAAGUUACUGUUGUGUGGCCAUUGCAGGUAAAAAAAAAUAUUGCAUCACAUUAAAUGCAAAUAGAAUGACUUCACUAUGUAACAAUGUCCACUACUCAAAAAGAAUUAAAGGAACACUUUAAAAACA
Messenger RNA from Archocentrus centrarchus (flier cichlid), 5696 nucleotides. RefSeq names its product HPS3 biogenesis of lysosomal organelles complex 2 subunit 1 (gene hps3). The record is from RefSeq and is a predicted model, not a curated record. The transcript is spliced from 25 exons. Gene Ontology annotation, cellular component: cytoplasm. Bases 317 to 3517 code for a protein of 1066 amino acids. Gene Ontology annotation, biological process: organelle organization. Lineage: Eukaryota; Metazoa; Chordata; Actinopteri; Cichliformes; Cichlidae.